Messenger RNA from Drosophila eugracilis, 3826 nucleotides. RefSeq names its product paired box protein Pax-2a (gene sv). NCBI's taxonomy places the organism in Eukaryota, Metazoa, Arthropoda, Insecta, Diptera, Drosophilidae. Gene Ontology annotation, molecular function: DNA-binding transcription factor activity, RNA polymerase II-specific; RNA polymerase II cis-regulatory region sequence-specific DNA binding. The coding region runs from base 188 to 2713 and encodes 841 amino acids. The record is from RefSeq and is a predicted model, not a curated record. Gene Ontology annotation, biological process: anatomical structure development; regulation of transcription by RNA polymerase II. The transcript has 13 exons.
UGAGAUUUGGAAUUUACUUUGGAAAGUUUGAGAACUUAAAAAUUUGGUUCCAAUUAUGACAUUGUGUUACAUUCACUGCAUAUAUAUUAUUUAAUAAUAUUAAUAAUAUUAAAAAUAAAAACACUUUAAACUGGAUUAAAAACUUACAGGCAAAAUCAUUGGUCUUUAAAAUAUCUAAAAACUCAUUAUGGAUAUGCAAACAUCGCCGCAUCUAAGCCAUGGGCUCGGUACAAUCUCACAUCAGAUCCAACACCGUAUUUCACACCAGUCGCAGAAUCUUCACAGUACUCGAGAACAAGAACUAAAUAUAAGUACAGGCCAGCAUGAGCACGACCAUCACCAUAUGCAACAUCACCUUUCGCUUCAACAGCAUCAGACCGUUUCACCUAGUAACACUAUGCAGAGCACACCGACAGUUGAUGGUCUGGGCACUGUUAUCAACCCCAAUCAUGAUCAGCAUGAUCAAGCCAGAAGUGGCAUGUAUACCUCACUACAAUUGGAAGAUAAGCCAAAAGCAAACAAGUUUGACGAAUAUUCAAACGAGAUAAUGAACAAUAUUUCGGAUACAAAUACACCAUCUGCGAGCAAUUUCAUGUCACAUAAUCAAGGCGUUGAAUGGAUUUCAGCAAUUAAUGAUGUGCAAAACGGGGCAGAAGAUUCACACAGUUCGCAGGGCAGCAUUUCUGGCGAUGGUCAUGGAGGCGUUAAUCAAUUAGGAGGAGUAUUUGUAAACGGACGACCUUUGCCCGAUGUCGUUCGUCAACGUAUUGUAGAACUGGCGCACAAUGGCGUCCGCCCCUGUGACAUUUCGCGCCAGUUACGCGUGAGUCAUGGUUGUGUGUCUAAGAUUUUAUCAAGAUACUAUGAGACUGGUAGCUUUAAGGCCGGUGUUAUUGGUGGUUCCAAACCAAAAGUAGCAACUCCGCCAGUAGUAGAUGCAAUAGCCAACUAUAAACGUGAAAAUCCCACUAUGUUUGCUUGGGAAAUACGAGAUCGGCUUUUGGCAGAAGCUAUUUGCUCUCAGGAUAAUGUUCCCAGUGUUUCUUCAAUAAACCGGAUUGUAAGAAAUAAAGCCGCUGAGAAGGCCAAACAUGUCCACCAUCACCAACAGCAUCACAUGCCACAGAGUCUCGGUGGGGGGCAUAUUGCCACAGAAAGUCUAGAUAGCAGCACAGGAACGAUCGGAGAACUACAACCCACGAGUGGCGGCACUAGCAACAGCAGUGCGAAUUCUGCAAGCACAAGCGCUUCGGCAAUUGCUCAGCCAACGCCGACGUCCGGAACUGAUUCUGUCCAAAUAUCAGUCGGCCAUUCAAACAACAAUGACACCAGAAAUGGAAAUCUCAACUCAUCGACUGAACAACGAACGACUGGAUAUAGCAUUAACGGAAUUUUAGGUAUACAACAUGGGCAUCAUUCGCACAACAACAAUAACAAUAGUAGCGUCAACAACAACCACAGUAAUACAGAUCCUAUUUCCUGUAAACGCAAAAAAAUUGAAGAUCACGAUGAAAACCAAGACACAAAUAGACACUCCGAUGAGGAUGGAAAACGGCAACGUGUGGGAUAUAGUGGCGAUCAACUUUACCCAAAUAUUUGGUCAGGAAAAUGGUGUAUUAAGGAUGAGCAAAAACUACUCGCCGAGCUGGGUAACUUAACAACAGGCACCGGGAACUGCGCGACAACAUACUAUGAGACUUCCAACGGGUUUUCAACAAACUCAAUAUCAGGAUCUGGGCCGACCUUAUCUGGGAGUGACACGUCAAUGUUGUAUGAUAGUAUUGCAACGAUUUCGCAAGCUCAAAACUCACUUUAUACACCGACGAUCGGUACAUCAAUAGGAAGCAGUUCGCUUACACCUUUAGUCCCUAUAAACAUGCAUGAAAUGAAACUUAGUGCAAAUCCAAUACAGGAACAGACAAUAGCUCCUUUUUAUACAGCUCUAGCAUUUGACGGCAACUACUCAUCUAUGACCAGCGUGGAAAACGUCCCUUCAUCAGCCGGACAAGGUAGCAUUUCACUGUCUGAGACCUCCAAUGCGGUCAAUCUUUGCCCGAUAAGUACUGGAACUGUCCAUGCGGAAAAUAAUAGCCGUGCUAAGGAGCCUCAAAUAAAUAGGGAGGAAGGCAGUGAAGGAAAUAUUAAGAAAUCUGGAAAACUCAAUUCCAAUUCCGAAUCCAGCGAUCAUAUUCCCCUGCCACACCUACAUCAUAUUACCGAAGAGCAAUUAAUAAGAGAAAGCAGACGACCCCCCUUAAAUCCAACUACGCACCCAUCUUCUCUUAUACUUCUGCAGCCAAGCAGAGGAACCUCAUCAAUUAGUGUCAACCCAUCCGAUGAUCAAUUAGACGUUGAACAUAACCUACGAAAUAAUGUAGGUCUUUACUCAACGCCCACAGUGCUACCAAGUUUUAAUCAGUACACCCCAGGUUGUAGCUCAGUUGUGCCCACCACAGAUUACGCCUACAACCCCCCCUAUACACAAUAUGGUGGUCCAUAUGGAUCCUACGGCUAUGGAACUAGCGGCGGCUUAAUAAAUUCCCCCUACUACUACGAAAGCGGACAAUCUCAGUCGGUAUUAACGCAAGACCUGCACCAAAACACUAGGUCACCCUUAGCUGCAACACGAGCGAAUUCUCUGGCUUCGGCAGCUUCUCCAGGUAGCGGAAGCGCGUGCACAAAAUCCGAAUCCUCAGACAUUUUUCUUGUUUAAUGUGGAUUAAAAGAAAGGAAAUAGAUUAUUUAAAGCUCAUUUUUUGCUGUUUUUGCUUUUACAAGGCCUCAAAAUAAGGCAGAUUUUCAUAACUGAUGUUUAAAUAGGAAACGGGUUAUAAUUCCCAGUAAUUCGCAUUUAUAAAAAGAAAUUUAGAACAGUAGAACAUUUUUUAAACCUAAUAUUAUGCGUUCUUUGCUUUUCGUAUAAAAAUAAGAGCGGGUCCCUGCAAUAAUUUAAAAUUUACAUAUAAGAAUAGGUAGGUUAAUCAAAAACUUUACCAAAAAGAAAAAAGAUUUAAUUAUUUAUUAACCGAUUUCGUAUAUGCCACUUUUUUUACAAACUUGCAUUUAUUGAUUCAUUUAAGUUAUAACUUUAGGAGGCUCCUAAAAAUAUUUGAAAGUGUAAAGUGUUAAGUAUAACAGACAUAGUAAACUAUUCACAAACAUAAAAAACCAAAAUGUCCAUUAAGGAGAUAAUUAACCAAAAACAUAAAACUAAAGUUUAAAAAACUUGAAAAAUAUAUAUCUCAAUUAAUUUUGUUCAUGCGGCAAAACAGAUCAAAAUUCAUGUAAAAAUGUACAUACCUAAAUGACUUAGAAAACGUUAUUUAGAAAAUAUAUCCACUAAGCUUUUGAGUAGUUUACAAAAAUAACACUGUGCACAUUCGCUUAAUUUUGUCAUAAAGGUAUUAAAAAGUAAAAAGAAUCAUUAUCUUAUCAAUUAAGUCACACGAUUCAGAUUGUUUUUAAAUUUUAAUAAUUCUGCUUUGAUAUUAUUAUUUAGUACUAAUAUUCGACUUUAAAAUGUAAUACUUUGACUUUUGACUAAAAUUUAUCCUGCAGUCAGGUUCCUUUGAUGUUUUAUGAACAAUUAAACAUUGUAGAACAGAAGAAUUCUUCAGAUUCUUCUCAUACAUUUUUAAUAUACAACAAAUAAAUUCUUGGAAAAGCGUAACUCAAAGACGUGUAAUAUGUAUAUGUAUGUUAUUUUAAGAUUUUUAGAAACUUAUGCUUUUCAAUUUUAUUUCAAAUACUCCAGUAGGCUUAGUAUAAAUAUAAGUAACCACUUAGAAUAAGAAAGCACAAACCAAAUUUAAAUGUAUUUAGAAAU